AUGUGCGAUGUUAUCCCUACGCCUGUUGUUGUGGAGUAUGCUUUUCAAUACCCGGAUAUGGAGAAAUGUCCUCAGAGUAUGAUGGACAUUAAUCAAUUCGAUCCGAUAAGUGUUACAAUUCCAACAAACGGUACUGCACAGAAUGUACUGGAAGCAUCAGUUGGUGUUGGCACAGCAUAUCGCUUUACAGCAACUUACUUUGGAUCCACCUUGGGCUACUUUAUUGAUGCAAUAAAUGGUACAUCUUCAGACAAUCCCUGUUACUGGUUCUUCUAUUACCAAGCACCGGGACUUCCAAAUCCAGUGCUCUCCAAUCUUGGUGUGUCCAACUUCAUCAUUCCUACAAGUGGUUACUCCAUAUUUAUGCGUUACGAAGAAUUUAAGGAGGAACAUGAUUCUGAAGCUCCUGCGAACAACACAGUAUGUUGA
Messenger RNA from Geodia barretti, 429 nucleotides. Lineage: Eukaryota; Metazoa; Porifera; Demospongiae; Tetractinellida; Geodiidae. The record is from the annotation of a GenBank genome assembly.